UGUACAACAGUUAUGGUUCUAUACUGAAUAAUAAAAACGGGUCAUAGCUACAAAUCCGUGUUUAAACAAUACGAGCAGAGAACGUGGCAAACUUAGAUCGUUCUGCGAGACAACUAGCAACGUGUACUAAAAACACGAAGAGUUCGUGAAAAUAGAACGCUGUAUUCGGUUGCAUGCUAUAAAUUGCUUGCCGUAAAAUUACGAUAUGGCGUGGAAAAUGCUGUUUGCGAUUGGCACAGGCGGCUGUCAUUCUUGAAGCAUCGUCUUCAGGUUGGCUGACUCAUCAGACCAGAGCGGCUUAUCCCGGUUUGCAGGUUGAUCCAGAUUGUUUUUGCCUGGCUACGAAUCUUUCAGUCCAGCCCAUUCCUCUCACUGACUGAAGCUGCGGGUUCAGCGGGUUGCUGCAGAAGGAGUGGCUGUGAGCCUCACAUCUCUUGCUGGAAUCUCAGCCUGCGCCUUCCAUCCGAUUUCCCGCAGCCUCUCCCCACUGUCUAUCCAGUGGACUAAUUAAUUAUCAAUGGAAUUGAAUCUGAGGCUCUGACUUUAAAGCUAUUUUAUUUGUGUCGGGUGACAGACGUCGGAGUAAGCAAGGCAAGAAACAGCGUACAUCAAGGCCACAGGGUGUUGGUUGAUCACAAAAAAAAAUGGGAACGGUCCUCUCUUUAUCUCCGGCAUCAGGAAAAGGUGGCAUUCUCGACGAGAAGUCUGACUCAGUGGGAGGAUACGCGGCUAUUCCUAACAGCAAAAAUGGCAAAACGGAGAAGAGCCUGAAGAGACACUCAGUUUUGAUUUCGGCUCUUACAUGGAAAAGGCUGGUGGCCGCCUCGGCUAAGAAAAAGAAUGCUAAGAAAGUUAAUCCGAACCCCCCAGCGUCGCAGGCUAACAACAACCCGGUCGAAAAGCUAAAUAACGAAAACCUGAAAAAAUCGCAGCAGCCGGGCUCGGAUCGGAAAGGAUCACAUCGGGACCAGAAGUCUGGACCCCUCGCGGUACCGGUACCCACUGUACCCAACCAGAGCCUACAUCCCAGUCAAACCCAAAACGUCUCACAGAAUGGAAAGCAGCUCAUAUCGGUUCAGAAGCAGCCUAGCAAUCGCUCCCUCAUCUCCCCAAGACGCGUGAUUGUUCAGGCAUCUACAGGGGAGCUAUUGCGUUGCCUCGGCGAUUUCAUGUGCAGGAGAUGCUUUAAACUCAAGGAGCUGAGCCCCAACGAGAUCAUCCUGUGGUUCCGAAAUGUGGACCGAUCCCUCCUGCUUCAGGGAUGGCAGGAUCAAGGCUUCAUCACACCCGCUAACCUGGUGUUUGUCUACUUGCUUUGCAGAGAAGCCGUGAGCGACGACAUAAGCAGUGAAUAUGAACUUCAAGCCACCUUCCUGACCUGCCUCUACUUGGCUUAUUCGUACAUGGGUAACGAGAUAUCUUACCCUCUAAAACCCUUUCUAGUUGAGACCAACAAGGAGGUCUUCUGGGAGAGAUGUCUGCAGGUCAUUGAUAAAAUGAGUGCCAAAAUGCUGCAGAUCAAUUCCGAUCCACACUUCUUUACUCAGGUAUUCCAGGACCUGAAAAACGAAGCAGGAACUAGAGAAACAAAUGGACAGUGGACUAUCAAUCUGGAUCGCUAAGUAUAGAACAAAUGUUAGAGUAGGAGAAAUAUUCUGCUGCACCCAUGAAACGGGAGGCUGGUUUUAGGGUCUAGAUUCUGUGAAAGCGAACAGGUAAUGUGUACUGGAGCCUUCGAAUCAAAAGAGACUGGGAUAUCCCUUUGCUGACAAGAGAUGUUUCGUGUUGUAAAUCAGUGUAAUAUAAAUACCCCCUUGCUACUGUGAAUCACAGUACACUGGGGUUAGAUUAAGGGGCAGUUACGAGUAAAUAAAUGCAUGCCUAAUGUGUAUUCCAAUUGUACCUUCAUUGUGGCUUUAAAAUGGGUGGUGAUGCAGAGCUGCAGUGGAGCAAAUAAAAUGUUAGCUAGUAUGUCAAUGUUUAGAUAAUUUAUUUAUAUAAAUAUUUUAAUUGUAAAGGAAGACGGAAGAGAAAUAGCAGUAUUAAAGUUUGGGGUUGGAGAUGGAGCUAUCCAAGGUGCUGGCCUUUAACGGACAUAUUGCACAUUACUAUGUUGAACCUCAUGCUAUUUGAAUGUACAAUUUUACAAAGAAAUGUUACUAUACCGUCCUAUGUGCCAAUAUUGUUAAAGUAUAAAACGUAUUGUUUUAUAUUGUAUAUUUAAGAAAAAUAUAUAUAUAAAUACUAAUGACAUCUGGUUCCAUGAUAUUGAAUUCUUAUUUUAUUUUUUACUUUGUUAAAAAAUUCAAAAUGAUUUAGAGUGUAUGUACAAGUGAGUUUCAUGAAUGUGGAUGCUGCAACUGUAUCCUUGUCAUUGUGCACUAUUUAUUAAUGACAGAUCUGGCAGUACACCUCACACUUUAACAGAUUUGUCUAUGUGUGGAAUACCGAUUUUCUAAGAUCGGUGUUUAGAUAUAACAAUGACGUUCAAGACACAUUAGAUUUAAACUCGUUAAUUAUAUUUAGCCUUAAAGAGGCGGAUUAUCUGUUGUUUAUUAAGUUUAUUAACGUACUUUUGUAUUUAUAAUGUUUAAUUAUUCUGCUAUGAUUAAAUAAUCACACAUAUAAGAUGUAUGUGUUUGAUGAAUAAAAUAAGCCUAAUCUGUGAUCUUUUAUCCAAACACUGGAACGAAACUAGUAUUAUUGUAAAUAUGUCAAUUUGUAGCUGUUCAAGAAAGCAGUGGUUCAUCGUCUUUUUAAAGAUCAAAUCCCUUAAUUAAAUCAACUGAAAUCUAUCUUUUUUUGCUCCUCAGUGUUCUAAUUUGUUCUGCCCAAGACUUAAAAAAUAGCGAUUCGGCUAAUCCUCAUAGAAAUUCUAACAUCGUAUAUUUUCAAUUUGCAUGUUGCUUCUUUUCCCUAGUAAAUGAAUUAGAAAUCAGCAACAUUUUUAAACGAAACCUUUCUCGGUCACGUCAUCUCCCAAAGAGAUCCAUGUUUACAUAGAUAUAUUCUUGUGCUGUAGAUUUGUGUGACCUAUGAUCCAUUCAACAAAAACACCAACAUACACCUGACCAGUAAAAGACAUCUUAAAUGAAAGAAGACCCAAGGAAUUUAAGAGCUCGUCAGGGCUGUCCUUGGAAUUUGUCAGGGUGCUUCACUUGCAGUCGCUGGUCCUGGUGCUGAAAACAACCUACAGUAGUACUGUAGCUCAGCCAGCUUACCUGAUAGUCCUAUUUAUUAUUAUUAUUAUUAUUAUUAUUAUUAUUAUUAUAAGACCUACAGAUCUUGACAGAACUCUCAAUGAAUAAACUUAUAAUUUCAAUUCAAUUCAACCAUUUGUCACUAUACUUACAGUACACAGGUGCAUAGUAUAAUGAAAGUGUUUCUCAUU
Molecule: messenger RNA, 3391 nt
Organism: Lepisosteus oculatus (spotted gar)
Lineage: Eukaryota; Metazoa; Chordata; Actinopteri; Semionotiformes; Lepisosteidae
Gene: cdk5r2b
Product: cyclin dependent kinase 5, regulatory subunit 2b (p39)
Biological process (GO): axon guidance; brain development
Cellular component (GO): growth cone; cytoplasm; protein kinase 5 complex
Molecular function (GO): cyclin-dependent protein serine/threonine kinase activator activity; protein kinase binding
Source: RefSeq, a predicted model, not a curated record